CCAUUUUAGGAAAUGUUGUUAUCUUUUGCCCCCACCCACAGCAAGUAUGUUUCCUUAUUACGGCUUUUGCCCUCGUCUAUAAUUCCAUUCCACUCAUUCUCUGUCUCUCCCUCUUCUCAUUUCACUCUCUCUCGCGCGCUUCAAGAUCGAAUCUUGAAUCGAACUUCGGUGCUUAAAUACAGAAAGAAAAUUAAGUGAGUUUUUUUUUUAAACAAAAUCAAGAAAUGGGUCAGAUCCAGUACUCUGAGAAAUAUUUCGAUGAUACUUACGAGUACAGGCAUGUUGUUCUUCCUCCUGAAGUGGCCAAACUUCUCCCCAAGAAUCGCCUCCUCUCUGAAAAUGAGUGGCGUGCAAUUGGAGUACAACAGAGUCGCGGUUGGGUCCAUUAUGCCAUUCAUCGCCCUGAACCACACAUCAUGCUCUUCAGGAGGCCUCUCAACUAUCAGCAGCAACAGGAGAAUCAGGCCCAGCAAGCCAUGCUUGCUAAGUAAUUAAUAUUAGUGUUCAUUAAUCAGUAUCCAGAAAAUGGAUGAAAAAGAAAAAAAAAAACUUAUUCGUGUUUAUGCAUGGCAUAAACAGUUUGGGUGUUUUGGAAUUCUGGGUUUGUAGUCUAAUUCUCUACUGUGGGAGAAUUCCAUGUUAGGCUUGUUUCUUGCUUUCGCUACUGUGGUGUGGAUGACAUAAUGUCAUUGCUACUGCAUCUUAGAUAUAAAAAAGCUUUAGAUUUGGUGUACUGCUUAGAUGGUUUUCAUUAAAAUUCUUCUUGAAUGGUCACAUGGAUUUCACUUUUAUA
Theobroma cacao (cacao) is the source of this 793-nucleotide messenger RNA. Its product is annotated as cyclin-dependent kinases regulatory subunit 1. Gene Ontology annotation, molecular function: cyclin-dependent protein serine/threonine kinase regulator activity. NCBI's taxonomy places the organism in Eukaryota, Viridiplantae, Streptophyta, Magnoliopsida, Malvales, Malvaceae. The record is from RefSeq and is a predicted model, not a curated record.